AUGAGUUUUAUUGAUACUUUGCUUUCUUCCAGUCGUUUAUUACAAAGAAGAGUCAAACUUAAUACUUGUUCUGGGUUGGAACGUCAUUUACAAGACGAGUUGAAUGCCCUAUCGUUAAAAUUUGACUUGGUGUCAAGGGAUAAGUCAAAUGUUGACAUUUUAGCAAGUUUGGAUACCAUUUGGUCGAUCAUCCAGAACAGUCGAAUAUGCAGGCAACUUUCAAUUCACGUUUGUUAUCCAUUUCAGGCAGAAACGACGAAGCAGUUUGUGAACAACUUAAAUUCUGCGGAUUGGGCCUCCUUCAUCCCGUUUUCUAAUAAACUCCCAGCACCAUCUGUAAAGGUCACAUCGCACAAUUCAAAGCUUUAUCACACCGGGAUGAUUCAAAAUAUUCUUGAAGGGGUCAUCAACUCUCAUUGCUACAGGUAUAAGAAGGUGCAGGGGGACGAGUUGCCGGAAUUCAUGAAGAACAGGGGAUAUGUUCCAAUAUGCCCCAAGAUUACAGUAGAUAUAAAUAACGACAGCUGUCAGGUUCUGGCUGACGCUUCUGGAGAUCUGAGUGAACGGCCUUGGCAUAAAUUAUCACUAGUUGAGGAUAGGAUAGUGCCGAGCGCAUCUGCAGCUGUCAUUCAGGAACUCGCUUCACGAAAUGUUUUUAACAGGCACGUGCUCACUAAAUAUUUAAUAAAUGAAAAAAUGAGGAUCGACUCUUCGAAAUAUCCCCUCACCAAUUGCGCCAAUGAAGUCCUGAAGAAGCUUAAGGCCAUUGAAGAAGAGAGUGCUAAAUUGUUAGUUGAUGUCGACAACACUCAUGUCAAAAAUGAUAGAUCCGACCUGCUGACUCUAAAGUUUGAAUGUAAAAGAGUAAACGAAUUCCCAGUUAAUAUAAAGGACGCUGUAAUCUUAACAAACUUGUACUAUGGAAACAAACAAAUGAAAUCUCUAUACUCUAUGUACUAUAAGGAUUUUUCCAAAUUUGUUAAGUCAGUUAGGUCAAGGUGUAAUUCCAUAUACGCUAUUGCCCCUAAGUCAUUCAAGAGACUAUCUGGCCUCAAUUGUGAAGCAUUAUUGGUAUUCAACAACAAUGGCAUAAUUGUCGAAUUAAUGAAGAUAUCAUAA
This is a messenger RNA of Theileria orientalis strain Shintoku, 1119 nucleotides long. RefSeq lists its product as hypothetical. The record is from RefSeq and is a predicted model, not a curated record. Lineage: Eukaryota; Apicomplexa; Aconoidasida; Piroplasmida; Theileriidae. Bases 1 to 1119 code for a protein of 372 amino acids. The transcript is spliced from 8 exons.